Molecule: messenger RNA, 3439 nt
Organism: Didymodactylos carnosus
Lineage: Eukaryota; Metazoa; Rotifera; Eurotatoria; Philodinida; Philodinidae
Source: the annotation of a GenBank genome assembly
GGUCGGUCUAUAAACAGACUGGUUACAACUCUUCUCCCAGCUCUACACGAUCUUUCUUUGCAAAGUUAUAGAAUUUACAAGAAAAGCCCUAAAUGUUCAUUGUCAGCUCAAAACUACAGAAAUAAGAAGAAAUUAAUUUAGGACUUUUCUUGUAAGUUCUAUAACUUUGCAAAGAAAGAUCGUGUAGAGCUGGGAGAUGUCUCAUUUUAAUCAGAAAUGUCCGGGCUACAAUCAUGCCACAUUAAGAAAAGGUUUUGGUUAUUUGUUUAGAGUUUCUGGUUUUCCAGAAAAUCGGAUCUUCAGGAGUCAUCGGGAAAAAUCCGUUUAGGUUUUAUACUAUCUCGAUAUACUCUAUCGAUUGACGUGUGAAUGAAUGAAAACGGGGUGUGUCACCUGAGAACGUUUCCUCGUCAGUUCCUCAACAAUAGAAAGUAAGAGUGGCCCAUAAAUAAUAGAUCACUUAUUAUAGACUAUCAUCAUGAUGGUUGCUUUUGACCCUUCUGUAUUCGUAGUGAAAUGUUGUUGAGGAAGAAAUUUUGUGUCGUAGUGUUUUGCCAUGCUCGUCACAUCUUCCUUCCACUUUCCUUCUAGUUACGAAAUGUCUUUGAAUUCGAAGUAGUAUUGUCCUACAGCUUACUUCGUUGAUCUUUCUUUCUUUUGUUGUAUAGGCUGCUUUUCACCUUUGUUCUUUUGUUUUAGGUUGUUGAUUGUUAGUGUUAUGGCCAACUUUUCUAAUCCCAAUUACAAUUUCAAUGAUAAUAUAAAAGCAGCUGCUAAUCUGAAGUUGGAUUUAUCAAAAAUUUCAACAUCAGAACAACAUGAAAUUUUCAGAAAAUAUCAAGAAGGCGCAAAUGUUACGGAAGUCGGAUCAUUUUUUGGUUUUCUUACAAUGAUUGGUCAUUUUUGUCGGAAUAGUUUCUUUUUACAUUAUAAUUCCGACUCCGAAGAAAAAUGCGUUAAUUUAUAUUCAGUUGUUAUUGGUCAAUCAGGUACUGGUAAAUCAAAUAUUAUUCGUGUGAUUAAAGAAGCAGUUGUAAAAGUUGAAGAGAUCUUCUCAUAUUUUUACUUAAAACCAGUCAGAAUCGGAAUGGAAGAGCAAGAAACAUCUUCUAUUAUAUCGGAUUUGUCAUUACUGGGGCUCAGAAAACAUUUAGCAUCACAAAAUAAAAUAUUGAUGUAUGAUGAAGCAGAUAACAUAUUGCAAAGAUAUGGAGUAUUUGGUAAUGAAAAUGCUAAACAUGCUGCCGCAGCUGCAUUAAUCAUGAAAGCGUUUGAUGGUAUUCGAGAUGAAACUCGAUCAACUGACUCUACGAGUGUAACAAUUACUCGUGCCAAAAUGUCAAUGCUAGUAACAACCGUUGGUGCAAAAUAUGACAAACUUCUCAAAUGUUGGGCAAUGUUUAAUGGAAGCUUAGAAGGUUUACAUAAUCGAAUAAUACAUCAAGUGCUUCCUCCAAUUAAACCUAUGCUUAACAGACAUAAUGAAAACAAAUUACGGGUUUAUGAGAAUCAGAAGGAAAAAAAGAAUAAACAAAAUGUGCCUUCAUUCGCACAUAUUGCAUUGAUCACACAUUUAUUUGGUGAUGUUCAUUAUGUAUGGAGAAAAUCCGAGAAAGAUGAUACAAGUCUAAAACAUGAUACAGGAUCUCAAAAUUUACAAUCAACAUCAGAUCCACAAGCUCAGGCCGCACACUGUAGCGCUUAUAAUUACACAUAUAAUAAAAUGAUUGAUUAUAUGUUGAAAAAACCUGUUAAUGAUCAGACGGAUGAAGAAGAAUUACAACAUGAGAUAAUCGGUACUAAUACAAAAGCAGUGAUUAUUAUUCCUCGUUUGUGCAUCUUAUUUCAAAUAUUCAAUUAUGCCAUGGAUGUAUUGAAAAAAUGUGGAAAUGGCGUUGUGUUUGACGAAGGUUAUCUAACAUCAAGAAAAAUUAAUGAAUCAUUGAUCCGAAAUGCAGCAAUCAUAGUGAAUCAAAUAUUAGGUUUUGCACCUAGAAGUCCACAUUGUCCGAGAAUGCCAAUGUUAUUUGUCGAAAAAUCGGCUUGUGUUGCAGCCUGUAACUAUUAUGAUCAUCUUCAUAAUACUGCUGUUACAUUGUUUACACUACCAAAAAAGUCGUUAUCUAGGUGUAAAUUAACAAGGCCACUAUCAUCAUCACAUGUACCAUCAACACCGGAGGAAGCAAUUUGUUUAUUUCCAUACAAUUUUUUCAUGUCUGAUGCUCUAACAGCGACAACGCUGGAACAAUGGCAAGUAAAAAAUUCACUGUUUCAUAAUAGCGAUGAUUCAGUUAAAGCAGCUUUAACAAAUUUGAUCAAUGAUGGAAUUUUGAUCAGCGGUGAUUUUCCAGUUCAUUCUAAAAAUAGUCAUCAUGAAAGUAUGAUGAAAGUUCCAGUGCCCCAUGAUCAACGAAAACGUGAUGAAUUUGAGACUAAAUUGAAACAAUAUAAUGUCAAAUUAAGUGAUUACAAAAAUGUGUACAAAACAUCAGCAAAACCAGCAAAAUGUCGAUUGUCUCGUGAAACUGUUUAUUUUUAUUCUCAGUUUGCUGAUUUUGUGCCUGAAUAUUCAAAGUAUAAAACGGAUAUGAAAGAAACAAUUGAGCAAUUAAUAAAACAUGGUCAUAUUACAGAAAUAAUUGUAAAUAAUGACAUUCAAUAUGCUGUUUCAUCAACAUCUAUGCAUUUUCGUUCUCUUUCCAUUGAUAAAGCAACAUACGAACAACUAAAAAAAGAAUUGCCACCGCUCCUGAAAAGAAAAAACUCAGCAAAAUCUUCCGGAUCACAAUCAGACGAUACGAAGACAGCAUUUACACAAUUAUUAACAACGCCUGCGCCUUCACAGUCAAUGACAACAUCAACACCCCUUUCGAAUAAGUGUUCACAACAACUACCGAUAUCUGGUUUACCGUUUUACAGCCAAUCUCCUUCAAGCUUGUCUGAGAUGCCGAAUGAUAUUAAAAGAUUAUUUGAAAUGUUUUUGCAAUCAAAUAUAAAUCAAUUCACAACAUAUCCAAAUUCACUUAGCGUUCGAGCUUCACAAAACCAGACAUCAGCUGCUACUCUAUCCACUAAUCAAUCAUUACGCGAUCGACGAGAUGAAUCAUUGAAGCGAUCAACAGCUUCACUACAGUCGUACAUAGAUUUGACCGGUGACAGUUCACAUCAUUCAACAACAAAUGCAUCAGCAGGAUCAGUAGCAAGUAGUUAUAAACGCUCAUCGAGUGAAUCAAUCGAUUCAGUACGAAAACCAAGAAAACGUGCUUAUCGAUUAUGUCCUCCAUCAUCAUCACUUUUAAGUAUAACAACAAACCGAACAUCAUCAGAAAACCACCAGGACAUGCAAGCAGAUGCUAUUCCAGGACAUUCGUUACGUGAAAAUUUAAAAAAGCACAAGAAAGUUUUAAGCCGAGGAGCCCAGCGAACAGCUGGUAUCUGA